CUUCCACCAUCCCAUUUUCCCUGUUUAUAUUGCUCCGGCCUCUUUCAUAACCAACACCGUACACCGACCUCUCAGUCUCACUUGAAAUUCCUACAAUUUGCUGUUUCUAUGAAUUGAUUAUUUGAUUGCUGGGGCGAUUUCUGUUUUGCGAGUUCACUUAUCUGAUUGAGAUGGAACUUGAUCCGGCGCCCCUUUUCGGUGGUUAUUUAGAGCCAUUUCAGCCGCCUGUAAAAUUUUCCGAGCACCUGGUCACCACUGACAAGCAUGCUCCGGGCUUUUCAUCGAGAGCUCGGAACAGAGUUGUACGGAUUGUGGUCACAGACGCCGACGCCACGGACACCUCCGACGAUGAAGUCGAUGGAUUUGUUAGUAGAAGGGUGAAGAGGCACGUGUGGGAGAUUAGGCUUGUUCCGCCGCCGCAGAGGGUGGACUCGCGGGUUCAGAUCAGAUCUAGCAGUACCAAAAAGAGGGGCCCGUCGGAAUCCGGCCGUUUUAACCUGAAGAAGUUCAGAGGAGUGCAACCGCGGCCGUGGGGACGUUGGGCGGAGGAGACUCAGGGAAAACGGAUCUGGCUGGGAACGUAUGGCUUCCGGGAAGAAGCUGCCGCCGCCUACGACCGCGCUGCGGUAAUGCUGAACUGUGACGGCGCCGUCACGAACUGUCUGAAGGAAACGGUAACGGACGAUGCACUUUGUCGCGCGGCUAACGGUACCUUCGCAUCAAACGACGUCGCUUUGUCCCCCGCGUCCGUUCUCCGGUGCGACGACUUCGCUCCAUUUAACAGCCCGGUGAAGAGUGACGUCACCUCAAACGACGCCACCGCCGAUGAGUUAACGGCGUUCGAUCAUCUGGAGUUCAGCGGAGGUUUUGACUAUUCAGUGGGUGAUUACGACCUGCCCUUUGGUGGUUUGUCAGGUUACCCAUUCUCCGGAAAAAGCCGAACGGAGGUAUUCGAAGAGUUUGACUUUGACGUUUUUCUCUGUGACGUCAGGUGAAAUUGUUACACCAUUCUCCAAUGGCUUAAUUGUAAAUUACUCCGUAGUUGCAACAUGUUUUUCGCGGGAAAUGUGAGCGUGACAUGGCAGUUUUGGCGGCAAAAAUCACCAGUGGAAUGCAGCGAGUAGAUAUUUCGUCAGUUUCUACUUUCUUAAAGAACAGUUCAUUUUAGGGGUGGGCAAAUAUACCGAACCGGCAUGAUACCGAACCGGACCGGUAUGGUACCGGACCGAUAAAUGGGGUUUGAAACGGAUCUCAAAAUUUUUGUCCCGAACCGGACCGAACCGGUUCCAAACAAUGCCAUGACCGGUUCUCAUAAAAUGAGAACCGGUACCGGACCGAAGUAUGGUUUAUUAAAUUUGUACUACUAUAGUUUAUCUAAAAUAUAUUAAUUACCUCAUCCGUCCCAAAUUGAUUUGCAAAGC
Cuscuta epithymum is the source of this 1421-nucleotide messenger RNA. Lineage: Eukaryota; Viridiplantae; Streptophyta; Magnoliopsida; Solanales; Convolvulaceae. The record is from the annotation of a GenBank genome assembly.